CUCCCUAACCAGUAUCCCAGAAAGUUAAUCCAUGCUUAGCAUUGUUUUCCAAGGUUUAGUUUGGUUGUCUAACUGUAUUUCUAAAAAUGUUGGCUUUCAUCCAGCGUCGAGAAGAAUCAUUAAGUUGCACGUGGGCUUUGGUGUCCAGAAAGUCUAUUUCCCUGGUUCACUUUUCCUCUGAGAGUGUCAGAGUUAAGAUGAAAGAACUUGAGUAUUCCAAAUGAGAGAUGUUGAAGAUUUGGGUCCUAGAAGGACAGCAGAAGCUUUCCGUACUUGAAUCACCACCCCAUCCCAUGCCUGCCUCCCAUAACACCCACUAUUUGCAAAAUAGAUGUUCAGGUUCUCAAAUUCUACAAGUUAUGGCUUAGAAACAGUCUUUCCUCUACAAGAGCUCUGAAGCUCACACUCAGGGUGGGGUUGGUUGUGACUCUGAACACAAGCAUAAUUCAGGAGGCCCAGGCAUGUGGGAAGGAGGCACCUGCUAGCUCCAGAGUGGGCCCUUCUAUUAUUUGAGGGUCUAUUAAUUUCUGCCCGUCCACCUUUCCACUACCUGUCUUUUAGCUCUCUUGCCUCAAGAUUUUACAUUUGAAUCUCUUUUUGCAUGCAAAAUUUCCCUCCUACCUACUUUGGGCCCAGUAAGACCCCUCUGGAAAGAGUCCCUCUGGUUUACAUGUAAUCUGUGUUUGAGGUCCGUCUUCCCUUCACUGAGAGAAGUGUGUGGAGGCUGCUAAUGACUGUGUGUGAGGGAGACCACAUUCACUGCUUGUUUGCACUUCUCUGCCCAGGAAUGUCUAGGUCUUUUGACCUCCGAACAAUAAUCAUGAUCUCCAUUGGUGGUGGGAUCCUGGCAGGCAUGUUUCUACUGAUAGGAGUUGUCCUCUGUCUUUACACCAAAAUAGCCAAGGCACUGAAUUCAACUAGAACUUCAAAAGAAGCAGGUGCUGUAAGCAGUACUGAUCCAUGCAAUCCAUGCAAGGUCACCUUUGACAAGAUCAUCCGGGCCAAACCCAUCGCUGCUGAGUCUUGUCCUACCCUCCAGUGCUGUGAUGACUAUAACAUGUAUGCUGACGUUGGCACCCUGCCACCUUGCUUUUGUAGCAUAAGUGAAGGACUCUGACAUGGCAGUGGUGGAUAAAAUGAAAUCUUCAUGAUCAGUAUUUCAACUUCUUAAUAGAAUAUUUUCUU
Onychomys torridus (southern grasshopper mouse) is the source of this 1185-nucleotide messenger RNA. Its product is annotated as protein FAM24A-like. NCBI's taxonomy places the organism in Eukaryota, Metazoa, Chordata, Mammalia, Rodentia, Cricetidae. The transcript has 2 exons. The record is from RefSeq and is a predicted model, not a curated record. Bases 731 to 1117 code for a protein of 128 amino acids.